Molecule: messenger RNA, 4147 nt
Organism: Orcinus orca (killer whale)
Lineage: Eukaryota; Metazoa; Chordata; Mammalia; Artiodactyla; Delphinidae
Gene: CLK4
Product: CDC like kinase 4
Exons: 13
Coding region: 160-1623 (487 amino acids)
Biological process (GO): regulation of RNA splicing; protein phosphorylation
Cellular component (GO): nucleus
Molecular function (GO): protein tyrosine kinase activity; ATP binding
Source: RefSeq, a predicted model, not a curated record
AGGGGCGUUCGUCCUUUAUAAAUGGCGCUAGAGGCCGACGGUGGGGGUGUAGGGAGAGGGUGUUGCCGCCAUUUUGUAGGAUGUUUGUCGCAGCGACUGGGAGAGAAGACGGCGGUUUGGUGACAAUUACUGGCCAAAGGGCCUUUUACUUUUGCGGAGAUGAGGCAUUCCAAAAGAACUCACUGCCCUGACUGGGAUAGCAGAGAAAGCUGGGGACAUGAAAGCUACAGUGGAAGUCACAAACGGAAGAGGAGAUCCCACAGUAGUACACAAGAGAACAGACAUUGUAAACCACAUCACCAGCUUAAAGAAUCUGAUUGUCAUUAUUUAGAAGCAGGGUCCUUGAAUGAGAGAGAUUAUCGGGACCGGAGAUACAUUGAUGAAUACAGAAAUGACUACUGCGAAAGAUAUGUUCCUAGACAUUAUCACAGAGACGUUGAAAGCAGUUAUCGAAUCCACUGCAGGAAAUCUUCAGUCCGAAGCAGGAGAAGCAGUCCUAAAAGGAAGCGUAAUAGACACUGUUCAAGUAAUCAGUCACGUUCGAAGAGCCACCGAAGGAAAAGAUCCAGGAGUAUAGAGGAUGAUGAGGAGGGUCACCUGAUCUGUCAAAGUGGAGACGUUCUAAGAGCAAGAUAUGAAAUCGUGGACACUUUGGGAGAAGGGGCCUUUGGCAAAGUUGUAGAGUGUAUUGAUCAUGGCAUGGGUGGCAUGCAUGUAGCGGUGAAAAUCAUAAAAAACGUGGGACGAUAUCGUGAAGCAGCUCGUUCAGAAAUCCAAGUAUUAGAACAUUUAAAUAGUACUGAUCCCAAUAGUGUCUUCCGAUGUGUCCAGAUGCUAGAAUGGUUUGAUCAUCAUGGUCAUGUUUGUAUUGUGUUUGAACUCCUGGGACUUAGUACCUAUGAUUUCAUUAAAGAAAACAGCUUUCUGCCAUUUCAAAUUGACCAUAUCAGGCAAAUGGCAUAUCAGAUCUGUCAGUCAAUAAAUUUUUUGCAUCAUAAUAAAUUAACCCAUACGGAUCUGAAGCCUGAAAAUAUUUUAUUUGUGAAGUCUGACUAUGUAGUCAAGUAUAAUUCAAAAAUGAAACGUGAUGAACGCACACUGAAAAACACAGAUAUCAAAGUUGUUGACUUAGGAAGUGCAACAUACGAUGAUGAACAUCAUAGUACUUUGGUAUCUACACGGCAUUACAGAGCUCCAGAGGUCAUUUUGGCUUUAGGUUGGUCUCAGCCUUGUGAUGUUUGGAGCAUAGGUUGCAUUCUUAUUGAAUAUUACCUUGGUUUCACAGUCUUUCAGACUCAUGAUAGUAAAGAGCACCUGGCAAUGAUGGAACGUAUGUUAGGACCCAUACCAACACGCAUGAUUCAGAAAACACGGAAACACAAGUAUUUUCAUCAUAAUCAGCUAGAUUGGGAGGAACAUAGUUCUGCUGGUAGAUAUGUUAGGAGACGCUGCAAACCAUUAAAGGCUCCGGACGCGCAGGCUCAGCAGCGAUGGCUCACGGGCCUAGCCGCUUCGCGGCAUGUGGGAUCUUCCCGGACCGGGGCACGAACCCGUGUCCCCUGCAUCGGCAGGCGGACUCUCAACCACUGCGCCACCAGGGAAGCCCAAGAAUUCUACUUUUGAUUCCCUAUCAUAGCAGUUUUUAUUGCUACAUUUCACUGAAACUGGAAGGGGGAAUAGAAUUUUCAAAGAAUUUUUCUUUUUUUAACCAAUCAAGAAUGGUCAACUAUUCAGAUGUAUUUUCUUACAUUCACUCCUUUCCUGGUUUUAGUUUGUUUUUAAAUGUUGCAAUUCUGGGGAGAAGUUAUAUAUAAUUAAAAGACUUUAGCAUAGAUUUAAUUGUAAAGACUUGAAACCAUCCUAAAUAUCCCAAAGGAGCAGACACCUCAUAGGUCUAGUUCUUUAGAUACUAUCAACAGCAGUUACAUGUAAUGAGAUUAAAGAUUAAUUGUAGAUUUGGAGGAGUUCCCAUGCACCCCCUCCUCCCAGUGACUUAAAAUGUUUCCCAUUACAAAUAUAAAUGAAAAGGUUUUUUUUUACUUAAAAAAAAACAGUGCUGCUUUUUUUUAUCAUGAGCUUUGAAUUUUAUUAUUAUUAUUUUUUUUUGCAGUACGUGGGCCUCUCGCCGUCGCGGCUUCUUCCGUUGUGGAGCACAGGCUCCGGACGCGCAGGCUCAGCGGCCAUGGCUCACAGGCCCAGCUGCUCCGCAGCAUGUGGGAUCUUCCCGGAACGGGGCACGAACCCGUGUCUCCUGCAUCGGCAGGCGGACUCUCAACCACUGCACCACCAGGGAAGCCCGAGGUCCCUCUUAAUGUGUAUUCCACAUCCUGAAAGAUGGCACUGCAGUCUUUUAGCAUAUUGUUUCUGAAUACUCUGAGUUGGUGCUUCACCUGUGCCUUCAAAAGGCAGUUCCAGUGUUCUGUGAGGCUGGCUGCUUCUGGCUGGUGCAGGAUGUAAUACAACCAGUGGAUUCCAUGGUCAUGGGCUCACUCCCCCUCUUACUCUGCUGUAAAGUGGGUUCCCUGGUCAGAUGCUCUGUUAUAUAGGACUCCAUACCUGUGGAAUGGGGAAUCUGUAUGGAUAGUGGUGCUGGCUGAGGCUCUGCAAACAGGGAAGACAAGCCCAUACCUAGUAUAGCUAUCCACCCCUGUGAGGGACAAAUUGCUGGCCCUUCUGGGAUGAAGAGAGUCCAAAGUAGUUAAUUUGCCACCAAGUAGCCUGAGGACUAGUGCCUAUCGCUGACAGGUUAGCCAUUUCAGAGGCAGCAGUAGCUAGAUUGACCUUGGUAAUCUAUAUGCAUGUUAGGGAAUGUAGUGGAUUCCUGCCCACCCCCCAGAUCUGCUCUCCACCACUCUGACUCAGCUCUCUGCCCUUAGGAGGCUGACCUCUUUGCAUUGCAUCAUCUGGGCUCCCUUGCCCUGUAGGUUUGGUCAGUGGGAGGACCAGCAGAUCAGAGAGUUAAGAGGAGAGAGAGAUUAUCCCCCAGCUCCUUACCUUCCAAGCCAUGGUUUUGCAGAAGUGGUAUCCCUUGACCAAAGGCCACAGCUCCUGUUGAGCUGACCUUUGUCUAGCUCCGAGCAUUCACAGGGUUCCCACACAGUUCCUCCUUCUCCCCCCUGUAGCUAGAGAUGGUAAUGGCCUCCCACUGUUUAUACUCCAGAGUGCUUCUUCAACAUCCCCUGUUGGCUUCCCUUAAUCUGCCCCACCAUGUAGACAGUCUCUACAGUCAGACUGUCUUCAGUCUGAGGAUGCCAUCUGUUCCUUCCAGGACCUCAACUUACAAAAUAGAGUAUUUUCUGCCUUGUCUUUUAAAUUAAGCUGUAGGCAGUAAACAUAUUUUCGCCCUUCCUUAAUUCACUUGACAAAUAUUUGCCAGAUCCUGUACUGCUCUUUGAGAAAACAGGGGCGAACAAGACAAAUGGGUAACUUUGUCUUGUUAAUAAAAAGGUAACUUCAAACAGUGAUAAAUUAUCUUCCUGAGUAAUCCUUCUGAGGCCUGCGAGUGAAGCCUCCUUAGAUUGGACAGGUCUUUUGGAGAUAGUGAGGUUUGAGGACCUGGGACCUUGACCUGAAGGAGGAGCUUGCUCAAAGAUCUGAGAGCAGGAUAUUCCAGAUAGUGAGGCUGUAGGCAAGGGCAAAGGCCAAAGAGACCAAUGAGCUUGGCUUGUUUAAUACACAGAAGCUUCUGGAAUAUGGUGAACAAUACAUGCAGGUGAUGGGCAAUUUGCCUAUGUGUUUGUAGCAAGAAUGAUGUGCCAACUUGUAAUAUGGUGUUGGCCUCUUUUCAAAGAAGACAAUCCAGUUUGCUGAGCAAGUACUUUUCAAACUACUUAUUGGGCAUAUGCUAGAUCUUAGCAAGACCUAUCUCUGUAUAACCACUUAACUGUGACCCCAAGUUACCUAAGGUCACAGCUACAAAGUUGCAGAGGUGAGAUGCCAACCACUUGUUUUAUUCCAAUCUUGGAGGUAAUUUUCCCCUCCAAAUUAAGGGAUUAAGGAGGAAUAUGUCAGCUGAAAGUCCUCAACAGUGUUAAGAGCUGUCCAAAGACGCUAAUAAAUCCAAAGAUACCCAGAGGGUGGGAAGAUAUAACAGGUCUUUUUUUAAAAACCGGCUGUGGAUUUGCCCAAAUUACAAAGGUCCAAGCAA